This is a messenger RNA of Durusdinium trenchii, 390 nucleotides long. NCBI's taxonomy places the organism in Eukaryota, Dinophyceae, Suessiales, Symbiodiniaceae. The record is from the annotation of a GenBank genome assembly.
AUGGCGCCCACUCUCUGGGGUGAUAUUGGGCUGCCUUUUCUGGUGGAUAUACAAUAUAUAAUGGUUCAAGUCCUCGAAGUCAACAAGAAGGAGCGGCAAGGUAGGCGGUCGCACUUCAUGAUGGGGCGCUCCGGCUCUUGCUUCUGGGGACAGUGGUUUGGCGAGGUGGCCAAAAGACCUCACAUGCUUCAGUUCAACAAGUGUGGAAAGAGCGACAUAAAUGGGCAGGUCAAACCGCACAGGUUUAUGAGCUUGGUGACCGACCGGGGAGCGGUCGGACAGAAGUACAUGAAGAUCAUGAAGGCAUGUCAUACGACCAAGCCUGACAGCUUCAUCAUCAAGAAUCAACACCGAUGCUGUUCAAUGCAUCAUCGCGUUUGCACUACUUGA